Messenger RNA from Tuber melanosporum (Perigord truffle), 1178 nucleotides. RefSeq lists its product as uncharacterized. The record is from RefSeq and is a predicted model, not a curated record. The transcript is spliced from 4 exons. Lineage: Eukaryota; Fungi; Ascomycota; Pezizomycetes; Pezizales; Tuberaceae. Bases 292 to 588 code for a protein of 98 amino acids.
AAUCCCUCGCCGGUCCUUGGACGGUCGUAAUCACCUCACUCAAGUUACCAGCCACGGUUAGUAGUUGGCAGUUAGCAAUCGAAUACCCCCCCUUCCUCUUACGGAAUCUACUGGACGAGAAAAAGGAGAAGAAAAGUAUUAAUUGUGAUUUUUUUUCCUUCUCUUAAAGGACGCGGAGGAGCCGGAAACAUCGGCGUAGACGAACAUCCCCACGAAGCAUCCCCUGAAGACAUCCGCAUCCCGACCUUGAAAAGCCCAGUAUAUACCACCGGCCGCGGCGGAACAGGCAACAUGGCCGUUAACGACCCCGCCCAUCCAGAACUCGCACGCGCAGCACAAGACGUCGAAGAACCUAGGCGUCCUAGUAGCUCUGACUCCUUCCAUGGCGGUCGCGGAGGUGCAGGUAACAUCGUCCACCCUACCGAUUCAGACCUCGUGAAGCUCCGCCUUGAAGAGGAGGAGCGACAGCGCCUUGCGGCCGAGAUGGCAAAACCGAGGCCCAUCGAUCAUACUAAGAUUGACUAUAGAGGCUGGGCAGAUAAAGGGAAGGACUACUUGCGAAGGGUUGCGAAGAAGGGGGGAAUGUAAACAGACAGAAUACGGUGUUAUACCUGGGGAUUUGUUGGGAGAUAUUGUUAUGGAUGGGAUGGUGGCAGUUCCCACACGUCAUGAUAUCUACAGUACUUGCGUUGUUAUCAUUCACGCAUAUAGACACCGCUUGGGAUAAAACAAAACUCUUUCUGUCUCUCUUUUCUUCGUUUCUACUUUUCACUUUCCUCUUGUUGAUCAUCCAUGCCGGUAUUCGCAGGCCAGUAGGAGGAUCAGGGGCCUAUCUUCACUUUGUUUUUUUUUCUCAAUUAGCGUUUUUCUUUUUCUUUUCAUGCUUUCUUGUUUCCUGCCUCUCCCCUCACUACUAUUUCGCUUUGAUAGCUCAUCCACGGACGUCGAUUGGAGUUGCAUCAUGACUUACUACAUUAUAACCGGGUGCGGGAUAAUUGUUUGCCGGUAGCUUGGAUGGGGUUUUCGUGAGUGAGUGAGUGGAUGAACCGAUAGGACAAGGAAAGGGAGGAGUCGGGGUCAGGCCGGGGGUGGUGAAUGGCGAGGCAGGGUAGGGUUUGGUUCCGGCCCGGCGGCACCUGUAUCAUACCAGCAAAACUAAAACCUUUGUUUGGUUCGGU